Lactuca virosa is the source of this 2178-nucleotide messenger RNA. The record is from the annotation of a GenBank genome assembly. Lineage: Eukaryota; Viridiplantae; Streptophyta; Magnoliopsida; Asterales; Asteraceae.
AUGGAUUCAGGUUCAAACCUCUAUGGUGAUGGUGAUGGUGAGGUACGCCAAAGACUGCAGGCCAAAACCAAGCUCAUCCAAACGGCAAAUGUCACAGCCAAAGUCGUAUACCGGAAAUCCGAAAUGGCUCAUUCAACUGUGGAGGCUGUUGUGUUGACAGCGGUGACGAUGGCAAUUCUCGCCGGAAUUUGUUUCUAUUUUUUCUACAGGUAUGUUAUGGCGAAAAAGAGAUGGGUUGAUAUGAGUCUGAGAAUUGGACCAGAGGAUAAAAUCAUGGAUACCCGAGAACUCCGGCAACGAGGUGGGACACUCAAAGGAGUAUUGGUCGAAGAAAAUGGUUUGGAAGUUCUUUAUUUGAGGAAGCUCGACGGUGGGCAACUACGGACUUGCGUCUGGAAUUCCAUCGAAGAAGACGAGAAAAGAGUCGAUACUCGACUUGAUUUUUCUUCAAUCGUUUCAGAAUCCUUUCGAAAUCCUCCUCCAUCUCUUCUUCCGUCGCCAAUAGUUAAAUCAAAGACGACGCCGCCGCCACCACCACCACCUCCGCCUCCACCGCCACCACCGCCGUUGCAGACGCCAUCAGUUCCACCGCCGCCAUUGUUGCAGAAGCCAUCGCCACCAAUUCCACCACCGCCACCACCAUCUAGAACGAUAGGAACGAAAGUACCGCCACCACCGGGAUUCACGAGAAGGAACGCUGUAGCGCCGCCGCCACCACCGUUGAAUUUAGGAAGUUUUAGUUCAUCGAUGAAACCACCUACUGCACCAAAAGUAAAGGCGGAUGAUCGGAACGAACAAGGUUCAAAAGACAAUCAUCAAAUCCCCAAAAAGAUGAAGCCGUUCCAUUGGGAUAAAGUGAAUACCGAUGCAGAUCACUCCGUCGUGUGGAAUGAAAUCGUCGACGGAUCUUUGAGGUUCGAUGACGAACUUAUAGAAACCUUAUUUGGAUACAACGCAACAAAGAGAAACUCUUCUGAAACAAAACACGUAUCUCCUAAAUUCAAUUCAAAUCCCUCCCAAUUUUCUAUUCUGGAUCCUCGAAAAUCACAAAACACCGCAAUCGUACUCAAAUCUCUAGCAACUUCCCGGAAAGAAAUCCUUGAUGCUCUUUCAGAGGGCAGAGGAUUAAACGGAGAUAUCCUUGAGAAAUUAACAAAAAUCUCACCAACUGAAGAAGAAGCUUCGAAGAUUCUACAAUUCAAUGGAAACCCAACGAAACUCCCAGAUGCUGAAUCGUUUCUCUAUCAUAUACUCAAAUCAAUCCCGACAGCUUUCACUCGGAUCAAUGCAAUGCUUUUUAGAUCGAAUUAUGAUCCAGAAAUAUUGCAUCUAAAAGAAUCCCUGCAAACCCUAGAACUUGGAUGCAAGGAAUUAAGAGCUCCUGGGAUUUUCUUGAAACUUCUUGAAGCAAUUCUGAAAGCAGGUAAUCGGAUGAAUGCUGGAACUGCUAGAGGGAAUGCUAAAGGGUUUAAUCUUAGUGCUCUUAAGAAACUUUCAUACGUUAAGAGCAUUGAUGGGAAGACAACUCUCCUUCAUUUUGUUGUGGAACAAGUAGUUCGAGGUGAGGGUAAACGAUGUAUGAUAAAUAAUUCUAAAUUUGGGAGAAGCAAUAGUUAUGGAAGCAGCAGAAGUGAUCAAGAUUCUGACACCAUGAUAGCAAAAGAAGAGAGGGAUAGACAAUAUUUAAUGCUCGGUUUACCUGUUCUUGGAGGAUUAAGUACAGAUUUCUCAAAUGUGAAGAAAGCUGCCAUGGUAGAUUAUGAUAGUUUCAUGAGCAUGAGUCCGAAUUUGUGGGGGAGGAUUAGUGAGAUCAGGGAGCUUGUGAAAAACUGUGGGGGAGGUGGAUUUGUGAAGGAGAUGAAGGAAUUUCUAGAAGAAUGUGAAGAGGAGCUUAAGGUUGUGAGGGAUGAACAAACUAGGGUUAUGGAGCUUGUGAAGAAAACUACAGCUUUUUACCAAAUUGGAUCUUUGAAAGGGGGACAUGCCCUUCAAAUAUUUGAUUUUGUGAAAGAUUUUCUUGAUAUGGUGGAUCAAGUUUGUGUAGAUCUUAGAGGGAAAGUGAAGAAGAAGAAUGUGAACAACAUUGGACCUUCAUCACCACGAAUGUCACCAUUGAUGUUCCAAAACUUGCAGUAUUUUAAACCUGGAAAUUGUAGUGAUUCAGAGGAUGACUUCUGA